UCCAGGCCCGGCAACCCCGGUCGUCAUCACCCGGAGCAGAACUAACCCUCCCCACUCCGCCCCUGAUUCCUGGACUGGAAGAAGCCAUGUCGUCGGGCCUCUCCGGUGUUGUCGUCUUGGCUUUAUGUGUAAUUUUCUGCUCGUACGCGUCAGCCGAUGACAAGGACUGCCAGGCAUACAGAGACCUCUCCAGCACCUACCAUUACUCCAGACGAUGCUACAUAGGCUUCUGCUGUGGCACCUGCAAUAAUCGAUACUGCUGCACCGACUCAGCCUGGCGACUUUCAGAGGAUCGGCAAGACGAAUGCGAAUCCCUGUCAGACAUGGGUGAAACGUUGCCUAUGAUCUUUGGAGUGGCGUUUGUUAUUGUGCUUUUGCUCAUCUUCAUCUGCUGCUGCGUCUGUCCCUGCUGCUGCCUCUACAAGAUUUGCCACAAGCCACGACCUGUGAUUGCCACCACCACCCACACCACAGUGGUGACCUCCACCCCUCAGCAGUACCCCCAGCAGCCUGUGGCGGUGCACGCGCCCCCCCAGCAGUACCCGGGGGGGCAGUACCAGCCUCCCUACCAGUCCAUCCCGGUGCAGCCCGGCUACCCAGCCCAGCCUUCAGCCUACCACGGCCAGCCGUACGGAGCAGGACCUCCACCAACGUACCAGGAAGCCAUCGGUCCUAUGUAUCCCUCCCAUCCGGCGCCUUACAGCCAGGCGGCGUUCGGCCCCGGGCAGCCUCCCUACCCCUUACAGCCCGCCGCCAAGCCGCAGGCCAACGCUCCCCCCGCCGGCCCGGACUUCCUGGCUCAGCCCGCCUACAACCCGGACUACGUGGCUCCGCCACACCAGACCGGAUAGAGGACGGAGGAGCUGCUCUCCGCUUCAGACGUGCUGCCGCAUUUUUCAACUUGGCAAAACUGGAAAUCUGCUUUUGGACUCAAGAUGAGAAAUUCCAGAUUGUCUCGAUCAGUAGUUUGUUUUUGCUUUUGAGGUAAAACAUGAUGUUCCUGCAGCAGCAGCACACCUGAAGCUGAGUGGAAACAUGUCGACACCUUCCAGCCUGUAUUGCAUGGACAGAUCAUUUCCACAGACCAGCUGAUGUGGUCUUCUUUCUGUCAUCUGGAGCUUCUUAUUGACUUUAUUUCAGUCAUGAAAAGUGCUCUGUCAUUUCUCAGCCUUCUAAACGCGCCAUGAAGCCAACUUGUAUGCCUUUAAUAUCCUCCUCUCAACCUUCCAGACCUCUUUAUUCCCAUAAAGUGACUGAAACUGGCCUCAGUGGUCCAGCUGCCUUUCCAGUCCACCAAGUGCUUCUUUUUAUUAUCUUCUAAUGUUUGAUUGUUUAGUCCCUCUAUGCCACUUUGUAAAACGUAGACGUGUUUUCAGGAGGAUUCAUGCUGGAAAGGAGUUGAGUUAGUGUCUUCGAGUCAGCAGCCAACAAAAGGGAAAACCAACAUGUCAAAGGUCUCGAAACUUCAUGUAGAUCAGGUUUACAUUUCUGUGUUCAUCAGGUAAUUUUAAACCAAAGGAAAUACUUUGUUUUUCUCCAAGAACCAAACUUUCAAAGACAAACGUACAACAUAUGAAAUGCAAGAUUCAGUUGUGCCUUUUUCGUCUUUUACUCCGUGUGCUCAUGUGUAGAGUACAAGAGCCUCUUCAGUGUUUUCAGCAGAAAUAGUUUUCUUUUCAGAUCUCAGUCUUCAUCAAGUCAUCGCAGCCUUUUCUCCUUUCAAAUCAGAAACUGCAUGUUGUGAAUGGUUGAAGUAGCUUUUUUCAUCCUCACUGAAAUGUUGUUUUUCUUGUGCCACUCGAGGAUUCCUUCACAUAGCUCUAAAAGAAACCAGGAAAAGCCAUCACCUCUGUAUUUUACUGAAAAACUACUUGAAAGUUUUAACAGUGGGCUCCUUCAUGUGAGCCACCUUAACCGUAUUACGGAUGAUUUUCCUGGAAUUUGGAGAGAAGCGACUGUUCGUGCCUUUUUGAACGAUGCGCUUGCACCAGACCAUCUCACCUACUCACCUGAGUGAGCGUACAUGAGCUCAUACUGCUUACCUGUGCGUGCACGCCGCUGUCAUCAUCACAGACUUUACUGCAGAUGGGGUGAAAUCCGCACAACACUGAGUGGUUGAAAGCGGCAUGCGCAGCCAACAGAGCUCGCCAGGUGCAGCAGACUGAACGUCUUUACUUCAGCGCCUUCACUAGGUUGACUGACAUGGUGGGGAGCCAACAGUUGGGAUGAUCCACCCGGAAAGCCACUGAAAGAAAAAUCCUACAUACCACCUCUAAAUUGCAGAAGUAGAGUCACACAAUGUGUAUUGUUGACCUUUUCUGACUUUUAAGCUUCAUUUGUUUCAGAAACGUAUAGUAAAUAUCGAAUUGUGGCACUUUGGGGAUUUCCGUCUGCUUCCUGUUACUGUAGCGCGUAAAGUGUCUUUUUGUUGGACGUGUCUGUGCAGUGAGACGCUUUGCAGGAGUCCUUUCUGUUCCAUGGUGUCCUGUCUGUCACUUCACUGUUCUUAUUUAUGUGUGGAUUCUAGUUCUGGAUGUGCUUUGUUGGAAAAACACACUGGCACAGAUUUAUUCCUCUUUCUGUUUGUCAUCUGAGAAUAAUUGUUAUUGUGAAGAAUAAAAGCCACCACUUGUUUUGCAGAGAUCAAUAAAGUAUAUAUUUUUUGUUUUUCUCAA
This is a messenger RNA of Salarias fasciatus (jewelled blenny), 2675 nucleotides long. Its product is annotated as protein shisa-5-like. The transcript is spliced from 5 exons. NCBI's taxonomy places the organism in Eukaryota, Metazoa, Chordata, Actinopteri, Blenniiformes, Blenniidae. The record is from RefSeq and is a predicted model, not a curated record. The coding region runs from base 87 to 851 and encodes 254 amino acids.